Spea bombifrons (plains spadefoot toad) is the source of this 1303-nucleotide messenger RNA. RefSeq names its product transaldolase 1 (gene TALDO1). Bases 89 to 1102 code for a protein of 337 amino acids. The transcript is spliced from 8 exons. Gene Ontology annotation, biological process: pentose-phosphate shunt; pentose-phosphate shunt, non-oxidative branch; carbohydrate metabolic process. NCBI's taxonomy places the organism in Eukaryota, Metazoa, Chordata, Amphibia, Anura, Pelobatidae. Gene Ontology annotation, molecular function: transaldolase activity. Gene Ontology annotation, cellular component: cytoplasm; intracellular anatomical structure. The record is from RefSeq and is a predicted model, not a curated record.
UUCCCUCUUCCUAUUGGCCGCCGUGCUCGCGCCCCCUUCGCCGACCGUAGGUAUAUAUAGGACCCCAGGCCCCUGGUUCACAUUUGUCAUGUCCAGUACCCCUGUUAAGAAACAGAAGAUGGAGUCUGCGCUGGAACAGCUGAAGCAGCACACCGUGGUGGUGGCCGAUACUGGAGACUUUAAUGCCAUUGAGGAAUACAAACCACAGGAUGCCACCACAAACCCAUCUUUGAUUCUGGCAGCUGCCCAAAUGCCAGAGUACCAAAAUCUGGUAAAUGAUGCGAUUGAAUACGGGAGGCUGUCUGGUGGUUCACAAGAGGAGCAGAUAAACAACAUCAUGGACAAGCUUUUUGUAUUGUUUGGCGUUGAAAUCCUUAAGAAAAUCCCAGGUCGAGUGUCCACGGAGGUUGAUGCCAGGCUUUCUUUUGACAAAAAUGGCAUGAUUGAGCGUGCCAAGCGCAUCAUCCUACUUUACAAGCAAGCUGGCAUUGAGAAAGAAAGGAUCUUGAUAAAACUGUCUUCGACCUGGGAGGGGAUUCAAGCUGGCAAGGUUCUGGAAGAGGAGUACGGCAUCCACUGCAACAUGACCCUACUUUUUUCAUUUGCCCAAGCGGUUGCCUGUGCUGAGGCUGGAGUCACCCUGAUCUCCCCAUUUGUGGGUCGCAUUUUGGAUUGGCAUGUUGCCAACUCUGACAAGAAGACUUAUGAGCCUUCAGAGGACCCAGGUGUUCAGAGUGUUACCAAAAUCUACAACUAUUAUAAGAAAUUUGGCUACAAAACCAUUGUGAUGGGUGCCUCCUUCAGAAACACCGGAGAGAUCAAAGCACUGACUGGCUGUGAUUACCUUACCAUCUCCCCCAAACUUUUGGGGGAGCUGAGCAAAGACAAUUCCAAACUCACUCCACUACUUACUGUCAAAGAGGCCCAGGCCAGCAAUCUGGAAAAAAUCCACCUGGAUGAAAAAGAUUUCCGCUGGUUGCACAAUGAGGACCAAAUGGCGGUGGAAAAACUCUCUGAUGGGAUCCGGAAGUUUGCUGCUGACGCCAUCAAGUUGGAGAAGAUGUUAAAGGAGCGGCUUAACAGUGCAGAAAACGGAAAAUAAAACUUGUUGCUUUGUGCGUAUUCAUGACCCGGUUCAUUCCACUUUUCCAAUCUCAUUGUUCCAUGCAGUCUUCAUUGCAAAUCUUUCUAGCUUUAACAUUUUAACUACAUCAUAAAAAAAAGUAAAAAAACAAAACUAAUUUCAUUCAAUUUUUGUACGUGGUAUUUCUGAUGCACUGAUUAAAGUCAGUACUUACCCAAA